Colletotrichum chrysophilum is the source of this 1710-nucleotide messenger RNA. RefSeq lists its product as uncharacterized. The transcript is spliced from 2 exons. Gene Ontology annotation, molecular function: iron ion binding; oxidoreductase activity, acting on paired donors, with incorporation or reduction of molecular oxygen; monooxygenase activity. The coding region runs from base 1 to 1710 and encodes 569 amino acids. The record is from RefSeq and is a predicted model, not a curated record. Lineage: Eukaryota; Fungi; Ascomycota; Sordariomycetes; Glomerellales; Glomerellaceae.
AUGUUCUACGUCGUAGCCUCCGCCGCUGCGGCGCUGUCAUUUUUUCUCUACUCCUUAUACCAAUAUCUACUUCCCAAGCCAAUCCCUGGGAUCCCAUACAAUGUCGACGCUACCAAGAACUUGCUCGGAGACAUUCCACGUCUGCAAAAAGAAGCCAACACAAAUGUCUACGGCUGGCUGAUCAACCAGACUCGUAUCCACAAGAGCCCUAUCAUCCAGGCAUUCAUCGAGCCCUUCCACCAGCCUUCGGUCCUCGUCGCCGACUUCCAUGAGGGCCAAGACAUCCUGAUGCGACGCAAGGAAUUCGAACGAUCCGAUUUCAGUAUUGCGCUUCUCAGCGGAGAAGCUCCGAACUUCCACAUCAACAUCAAAACAGGACCAGAAUGGAAGGCUCAUCGACGUCUCCUACAAGAUUUGAUGGCGCCCAAGUUCCUGCACGGAGUCGCCGCCCCUAAUAUCUACAAGAGUUCUGCUCGCCUCCUAGACCUUUGGAGAAUCAAAGCACAGGCUGCCGUGGGGCGUGCGUUCCAAGCAGAUAUGGACAUCUUCUACGCCGCGCUAGAUGCUGUUUUCGACUUUGGAUUCGGCGAUGCGAUUGAGCAGAGAGCACUAAUCCCGCAAAUAGAAAAGGUUGCAGCAGCUGAUAUACCCACCAAUACCAAUGGAAACAAGGCCGUCGAGUUCCCUUCCGCACCAAUCGACCCGUCGUUUCAAGCAACACUGAACUCUGUCGAGAACGUGGGCCCGGUUGCUGCGAGCGGUUUCCCCAAACUUGCUUGGUGGCUUGUCGGUUGGAGACCCAGCGUGCAGCGCAACCGAGCAAUCCUCGAUAAGUUCAUAAAAGAGCAAGUCAUGAAGGCGGUCGACCGAUACAAGAAUGAAGGCGCGGACGACAACGACGACUACGUCAAAUCGGCGAUUGACCUUAUGGUACAGAGGGAAGGUACAUUUGCCAAAAAGGAGGGGCGAGAUCCUGUGUUUUGGAGUCAAACAAUGAAAGACGAGACUCUUGGCUUCAUCGUCGCCGGACAUGACACCACAAGCACCACCUUGUGCUGGGGCGUCAAAUUCCUCUCGGACAACCCAGAACCCCAAAGUCGAUUACGCCAGAUUCUCCGGAGCAAGCACGAAGCUGCUGCAGCCGAAGGCCGCGCUCCUACGUAUGCUGAGAUUGUACAAACCAGUGUACCAUACCUGGAUGCCUUGGUCGAGGAGAUGCUACGCUUAGCCCACACAACAAUCAUUCAGGAACGACAGGCUAGCGAGGACACCAUUGUACUUGGCCACCGGAUCCCCAAGGGUACUAACGUAUUUGUCGCCAAUCAAGGCGCCAGUUUUACGGAGCCUGCAUUCGACAUUCCCCAACCUCUCCGCAGUGAGUCGUGCAAGAAUGCCAUGGAGGAGCGGGGAAUGCGAUCCUGGAACGAGGAUGGAAUGAACAAGUUCUGGCCGGAGCGGUGGUUGGUGACGAACAAGGAGACCGGAGAGCAGGUUUUCGACUCGGCGGCUGGGCCUACCAUCCCAUUCGGUCUCGGUCUUCGGGGUUGUUUCGGACGCAGACUGGCAUACAUGGAGUUGAAGCUCUUGGUUACUCUUCUGGUGUGGACCUUUGAAUUCUUACCUUGUCCAACGGAGCUGUCGACUUACGAGGACGUUGAGGGGUUGACUCGUAAGCCGAAGCAGUGCUACGUCAACCUGAGAGUCCUGUGA